UUAAGUUUUGCCCGCAGCUGCGUUGGUUUGUGUUGCACGAUCAUUCUUUCUCGGGCCUGUGAGUGUCAAGAUUCGCUGUAGUAUCAUGGUGCUCUGGCUGGACAGUUGACAUGCAUAGAAUUAUUGUAGCCAACUCAAAAGCGAAAGUAUUAGAAAAUGCAUCUCUUUGGACAUACUGUCCAAGGUAACAGAUUAAAUACAACUAUUUCGAUCAUCAUAUUGUAGACAGUUCUCGGGAACCAUCAAAGCUGAAACAAGGUCGAAUAUUGAAUCGAAUCCACGUCCCACCCAACCAUGUUGAAAUUCGCUUUUACUGUUGCUCUACUCAUCGCUUUAACCUCUAUAUGCAGUUUAUUGGCCUACGAUCCAGAUGAUGUGGAAAUUAGAAAUGUUAUUCCAUUGAAUGGUACGUUUACUGCUUUUUAUCCUCGCGAAAUGAACGGAAUUCCUAAUGGGAACGUGAGGGCGCCCUUUUCGCAUGGCAGCUUUUUCAAAAAUAGAAACCCAGCUCUGGUAGAUGUGCGAAAUGCUGCUGCUUAUGGAUAUCGAUUUGAUGGAAAACGUCGCUUCGAAUUUCCAUGAAGAAAUUUGACCCGUCCAGUAUUGGUUAGCUUCCGAAAAUGAACUCUCAUGGCCAUAUUUGAAAAAAAAUAUGUAAAAAACCGAAAUACAUUUUGCUUAAAAAAACAUCGUAUGGUGUAGUAAAACUAUCGUUUGUUGCUUUGUUAUUAAUGCAUUUAUGUUUGUUUGGUUUUAAUUCGUAACAUGUCUUCAAUAAAAUUAAGGUGGAUCAAUUCGAUCUUGGCGAAGAAA
Molecule: messenger RNA, 813 nt
Organism: Uranotaenia lowii
Lineage: Eukaryota; Metazoa; Arthropoda; Insecta; Diptera; Culicidae
Exons: 2
Coding region: 295-582 (95 amino acids)
Source: RefSeq, a predicted model, not a curated record